AUGCGGGAUUAUGUGUUCAAAGUGCAGCAGAUCGACCUUGUCUUUGGGGGUUUCGGGUGCCAGAAAUAUGUCAUACCAGAGGAACGGGCACCAAGCUUGAUUAUUAUGAACAAAACGUUUGAGACAAGAGUCCUCGGGGAAGUGAGAGUGCCCUGGAUCGACCAGCAUGACUUCGAGCUGAUGGUAGGGGACAUGGAUUCCGGAAAUGAUGCGAGACUUCGGCGUGGAAUCUGGCAACUUGCACGUGCCAUGCAGGAGAUGAACAUCAAGUACGGCGUCCUUUCCAACUACAACCGGACCGUUUUUCUGCGCCAAGUAGCCCUGCCGAAUGGAAUCGGCCUCGAAUACUCACCAGUGAUUAUCAAGACGAGAGAUAUGAUAUGUCCCAAGGAAUAA
Penicillium subrubescens is the source of this 396-nucleotide messenger RNA. RefSeq lists its product as uncharacterized. The record is from RefSeq and is a predicted model, not a curated record. The transcript is spliced from 2 exons. Bases 1 to 396 code for a protein of 131 amino acids. Lineage: Eukaryota; Fungi; Ascomycota; Eurotiomycetes; Eurotiales; Aspergillaceae.